Molecule: messenger RNA, 1351 nt
Organism: Cercospora beticola
Lineage: Eukaryota; Fungi; Ascomycota; Dothideomycetes; Mycosphaerellales; Mycosphaerellaceae
Gene: HTD2
Product: hydroxyacyl-thioester dehydratase HTD2
Cellular component (GO): mitochondrion
Molecular function (GO): (3R)-hydroxyacyl-[acyl-carrier-protein] dehydratase activity
Source: RefSeq, a predicted model, not a curated record
UCGAUUUCUUUUGCUUCUCUUUCUACCAUCACACUCACUACACACUAUGGCGUCGUCUUCAAGAACACUGCGAGCCUCAUGGCUUCGCAACACUCAAUUACAAUCACGAUCAUGGACACGCUACAACUCCUCCUUCGCCCACCUCCAACAAGACCUCCCCAAACGAGCCAUUCAACCCACAUUCGAAGACCUCUCACCACAAUCAAGUUACCGCCUCGACAUGACCCUCGCCGACUUCCUCCCCAAAACAAACCCACCCCCAGUCCUCCCUCCAACCCAACUCGCCAAAGAACUUCCGAUACCCCACCACCUCCUCUACUUCGAACCCUCCAAACGCCAAUCCGACAUGCUCCCCGACGGCACCAACCCGGACCAAAGCCCCGGCCAACCCUUCGAACGCCGCAUGUGGGCCGGCGGCCGCGUCCUCUACAACCAAAACAACCCCCUCCUCCUCGACGGCUCCCGCGGCGUCUGUCAAGAAUUCAUCCGCCGCGUCGACAUCAAAGGCACCGAAGGCCAAGAAAAGAUCUUCGUCGCCAUCGAACGUCGCCUCGCAAAAGCCAGCCCAGACGAAGUCUCUCGCCUCGCAGCUGCAAUGAACGAUACAAAAGCAAAAGAAGACCUCAACCACCGCGUCCGCCAACGUCUGUGGAGAGACAGCGAAGAAGACUUCGGCGAAUGUUCAAUCCUCGAAACUCGAAACAUAGUCUUCAUGCGAGGCCGAACACCCUCACAAGCAAAAUCCGACGCCUCAAAAAAACCCGGCACCAAAAUCCUCAAACCCGAACAUAAACCAGAUUACACCCACACAAUCCUCCCCGACCCAAAACUCCUCUUCCGCUUCAGCGCCCUAACAUUCAACGCCCACGCCAUCCACUUAGACCCACAAUACUCUCGAGAAAUCGAAGGCCAUCGAAAUCUCUUAUUCCACGGUCCCAUGAGUUUCACAUUUUUGGUCACAUUAUUACAGCAGAGAUUAGCGCAAGAGGGGAAUGAAGUGAUUAAAUCGGUGGAAUAUAGGAAUGUUGCACCGUUGUAUUGUAAUGAAGAAGUGAAAUUUGCGGGGAAGAAAUUGGAUAGUGGGAAGUGGGAGAUUUGGGCGGAGACGCCUGAGGGGGGGAUUGCGGUUAAGGGGAAGGUGGUGACGGAGAAGGGGAAUGUGGAUAAGAGUGAGUUGGGGAGGUGAGAUGAGAUUGAGGAGGAGGUGGAGUUGGAGUGGUUGAUGAGGAAUGAGGAUGUGUAUAGUUUGAGGGCGAGGAGGUGAAAAGUGGAAGGUGAAGCGAUACAGGAUGUACAGCAGCGUACAGGAUGAUCAAUGAUGAUACAUGAAACAAUGAUCUAAACAAUUCCA